This is a messenger RNA of Drosophila arizonae, 3202 nucleotides long. Its product is annotated as Chronologically inappropriate morphogenesis. The record is from RefSeq and is a predicted model, not a curated record. Gene Ontology annotation, biological process: regulation of transcription by RNA polymerase II. Gene Ontology annotation, cellular component: nucleus. Lineage: Eukaryota; Metazoa; Arthropoda; Insecta; Diptera; Drosophilidae. Gene Ontology annotation, molecular function: protein binding.
AUUGAAUGAAAAUUCAGACAAAAUUUGUAAACAUUUUUUACGAUCGAAAACUAAGGCAACAUUAAUUUUGGAUUAACUCGCAACAUUUGCAAUUGGAUUAUAAGCAUUUGUCGUGUUCGGAGUGCGCGUCCUGAAUUUCAACUGGCAACCAAAAUAAACAAAUCAUAAAUAAAAGAAAUACGGAUAUACAGUUAUAUAAAAUAAAAUACAUCAAUAGUAAAUCACAAUUAAUGAAAUAAAUAWAUAAAACAAAUUACAUGCGCAGGCAGCGGACGUCGUUCACGCUUUACAAACGCAACAAACAAUUGCAAAAUUCCCUUUGGCUAAGAAUUGGUUGCGGCCAAAAUUGCUUUAUGCACAAACGGCUGAGCAACAAUUCGACGAAAUUCCAUUUUGGCAACAUUGAAAACAAAACGACUACAUUUAAAACAAUAACAACAAGAAAAACAAUUAUUAAUUUGGAGUAUAUUAAAGAAAGAAACGUCCGCAACUUGUGGACAGCGGCGAAAGCUUCCAUUGGCCUUGGCUUGAUCCAUCCAGCGAAUCUACGACUAGAACUGGAGCAACUGGAACAAGUACAACAACAACAUGGAUCCACAACAACAAUUUUGCCUUAAAUGGAACAGUUACUCGUCCAACUUGGCAAUCACAUUCUCCAAUCUAUUCAAAUCGGAUCUAUUGGCGGAUGUCACGUUAUCCUGCGAUGGCGCUGUAUUUAGAGCACACAAAUUAAUCCUGGCCGCCUGCUCGAAAAAGUUCGCCGAUCUGUUCGAGAACACGCCCACAAAUGGCCAAUGCGUCAUCAUAUUGGAGGCGACCACGCCGGAUAACAUGGCCGCGCUGCUGGAGUUUAUGUACAAAGGCGAGGUGCACGUCUCGCAGGAGGCGCUCAACAGUUUUCUCAAAUCCGCCGAGAGUCUACAGGUCAAGGGUCUGUCCACAGAGACGGGCCGUUUGGCCGCGCAGCAGGCGCAGCAGCAGCAACACAUGGGCGACAGCUCGCCCCUGGACUCGCCCACUGGACGGCGCAGCAUGCGAAACAGUUUGAGCGGCAGCAGCGGAGGAGGCGGAGCAGGAGCCGGCGCUGGCGGCGGCGGCGGCAAUGGUGGAGGUGGCAAUGGAGGAGGCGGUGGUGUUGGCCCAGGUGUCAUCGGAGGUGGAGGUGGUUCCAAUGGCAACGGCCUCAGCCUGGCGGGCGCUUUGAGCGGCAUGGCAGCCGCCGGUGGCAUGGCUGCUGCGGCGAGCGCCGCGGCCAGCGGGCUGAGCGCCUUGGCGGCCAGUGCGGGCGCCUUGGCCGAUCGCUGCGGCAGUGCCGGCGGCAACAUCAUAAGCGGACCUCUCAGCGCAGGCGCCGGACCCGGAUCGAGCAGCAAUGGCGGUCCCGGCGGCGUUGGCUCCGGCGGCGUAGCGGGCGUCUCGGGAGGCUCGAUCAGCAUGGGCAGCGGCGCUGGCACCCCCAUGCAUUUGGGCGGCUCGACGGGCAACUUGAAGCAGGAAUGCGAGUCACUGAUGCAUCCGAGCCACGGCAGCGGCCUGGGCGGCAUGUCCGGCUAUGUGCCGCCCAUGUACAACCGUCCCAUGUCCUUCAACGAGCCGCUGCGCAAGCGUGCCUUGCGCAGCCCCUACGCCGAGCAAGAGCUGCGCGGCAGCGUGCUGCGAGAUGGUUCCAAGAACUCCUCGGAGUGCCCCAGUCCCAUCAACAAGCCGCCUUACCAUCGACCCUCAUCCAGCGCCUCCUCAACAGCGCCCACCGAGGCGGACACAAUGCACUCCGAACGUGCAUCGCCACAGUCCAGCCGCUAUGAGAACCACAGUCCGAGCACCACAGCAGGCAAUGGAAAUGCGCCGAGCAGCUUGGAUCGCAUUGUCAAAUCGGAGCGGAACAAUGGCAGCGCCAACGAGGCCAAUGAUGAUGAACGCGAGCUGAUGGACGAGUCAACAGAUAAUGGCGCCGAGGAUUUGCGUGUGAAGCUGGAGAACUCGAACUUUUCGCCGCCGCCACCGAACUCGAACACCUCGUCGACGACACCGAACACGCUGCUGGAGAACCUGAAGAAUGCGGACGGAUCGCUGUCUGGGAAUUUGGCCGCUUCGAUAGCGCCCGCCGACAUGUUGAACGUGUGGAAUGCAACGAAAAUGAAUAACAAGAACAGCGUCAAUACGGCCGACGGCAAGAAGCUGAAGUGUCUGUACUGCGACCGUCUCUACGGCUACGAGACGAACUUGCGCGCGCACAUCCGGCAGCGGCAUCAGGGCAUCCGAGUGCCCUGCCCGUUCUGCGAGCGUACCUUCACGCGCAACAACACGGUGCGGCGGCAUAUAGCGCGGGAGCACAAGCAGGAGAUUGGGCUGGCAGCGGGCGCCACAAUUGCGCCGGCCCAUGUGGCGGCAGCGGCGGCGGCAGCAGCGGCGGCCAAUCAUUCACCAUAGGAAGCAGCCGCAACGGCAGCGGCAGCAGUAGUCAUAAAUGCGAGCAAGGAGGCGGCGAAGCAGCGUAAACGUAAAUCACUCAAAAUGGCAUUGGAGAAGUGCAUGCAGAGGCGGGAUGCGAUGGCAACCGCGGGCGAAACAAGUGGCGGUGGCGGAGGAGGAGGAGGAGAAGGCAGUGGAGUCGUGGGUAGCAGCAUGGGCGGGGGCGUCGAUGAGAGCGAAGCGGCAGCAGCUAGCGGACUGCUCAGCUUUGUGCAGCGGCAGCAUCAGGUGCAUCAGGAGCUGGCCAUGCAAAUCAAGGCAGCUAUGGCUGCUGAGCAGGAGCAACAGCAACAGCAGCAGCAGCAGCAGCAACAGCAGCAGGAGCAGCAACAGCGAGCUGAGGCUGAGGCAGCGGCGGCAGCGGCUGAGGCUAUGGAUACCACAGCAAAUACGACAACAACAACAACAACAACGGGCACCGAUGCCAGCGAUGCCGAGGCCAGCGAGCUAAGCAAGUUCUCAGCCAUGGACAUCGAUGAGCAGACGGAAACUGAAAUCGAGCCCGAGUCCGAAUUGGUUGUUGUCGAGCCCAAGAUUGAGCCGCUGAGCGACAGCGAGGCUGAGGAGGAGGAGCUGGAGGGGCAUGAGCAGGAGCAGGAGUCUGAGCAGCAGCAGCAGCAGCAGCUGAGACUCUACAAUGCCACGCCACCCAGCCACGAGCAGCCACGCACGCCCACGCCCACUAGCCCGCCGCCCAUGAGCUCCACGCCCAAUGCAAGCGAGCAGUAAA